AUGAGCUAUCCCACCGCCCACACCACGACUAUCGAGAACCCUCGCCUGAGGCUUCUCGCCAAAAUGAAACGCGGAGAGUACCCAUUGAUGACCUUCAUGGCCAUUCCUUCUCUGCGUAUGGCCCAGAUCAUCGCCUUGACAGGCGUUGACGCCAUCAUCAUUGACUGUGAGCAUGGCAACAUCGGAGAUGAUUCAAUGCAUAACGCUGUCGCUGCCAUAUCGGCUCUCGGAGUAUCGCCUAUCAUCCGCAUUCGUGGACCUGCUCAUGACAUUAUCAAGCGUGCUCUUGACACCGGAGCGCAUGGCAUUAUGGUUCCACAGAUUAAUAACGCGGAGGAGGCGCGGCAAAUAGUCCAAUCUUCCAAGUUCCCGCCGCAGGGUAUACGUGGCCAAGGCUCAGCUUUCCCAGCCAUUGGCCACGGGCUUACAACGCCCGAGUACAUGAUAUCUGCCAAUGAGACGAUCUUGACCAUGAUCCAAAUAGAGACGCGAGCUGGCGUCGAUAACGUCGAUGCCAUUGCCGCCGUGCCGGGCGUGGACAUGGUCUUUAUCGGCCCCAACGACCUUGCCCAAUCUAUCCUCGGAUAUGUGCCUGCGCGGGGAGAUGAGCCCGAGUUUGUCACCGCGGUCGACAAGAUUAUCGAGGCGGGUCGAAAGCACGGCAAGUGGGUUGGACGCAUGGUCAACAAUGGCGCGGUGGCUAAGGAGGUCAGAUCAAGAUACGACACAGUUGCCAUUACUGGCGAUACAAAGGCGAUACAGAAUUGGUACAUGGCCGAGUUUGAGACUGCGCGAUCAUAA
Trichoderma virens Gv29-8 is the source of this 801-nucleotide messenger RNA. RefSeq lists its product as uncharacterized. Gene Ontology annotation, cellular component: cytoplasm. The record is from RefSeq and is a predicted model, not a curated record. Lineage: Eukaryota; Fungi; Ascomycota; Sordariomycetes; Hypocreales; Hypocreaceae. Bases 1 to 801 code for a protein of 266 amino acids. The transcript has a single exon. Gene Ontology annotation, molecular function: aldehyde-lyase activity.